Molecule: messenger RNA, 2032 nt
Organism: Diospyros lotus (date-plum)
Lineage: Eukaryota; Viridiplantae; Streptophyta; Magnoliopsida; Ericales; Ebenaceae
Product: WD repeat-containing protein ATCSA-1-like
Exons: 9
Coding region: 282-1658 (458 amino acids)
Biological process (GO): transcription-coupled nucleotide-excision repair; proteasome-mediated ubiquitin-dependent protein catabolic process; protein polyubiquitination
Cellular component (GO): nucleotide-excision repair complex; Cul4A-RING E3 ubiquitin ligase complex
Molecular function (GO): protein binding
Source: RefSeq, a predicted model, not a curated record
CUUCAACUAGACGUAGGAGAGCCCGAGACCGAGGACCAGAAUCUUAGGGCUGCGUCCAUUACUGAUACGAUAAGUUCAACGUUAUCAGCAAAUGUCUGAGAGCAAAGGCGAAGAAGAAGAUGGGAUCAAUUAAUUCCGUUCACCGUCACCGGUAACUCAUAUCGUUUCCGGUUCUCUAUCCAAUCCAUUUCUAUCGUUUAUUGCUUUGAAUUGAAUUCUUGGAGGGUAAGGGUUGAAGAAGUUUUCGGGGGUGAGGACGAAACCAAGAUGCGAGGGCGAAGAUGUGGAAGGCCAUCAGAGAUAGAGAAUCAGGGAAGCUUCGCUCUAGUUUGUUCAGCACUAAGGUUAUAUCCAGUCGUGUUUCGUCUAUCCAACUCUCCAAUUACAAAGAGAUCAUCUCUCCUCACCGAGGCUCCGUCAAUUCUCUCCAGGUUGAUUUGACAGAGGGACGAUAUUUGCUAGCUGGUGCAUCUGAUGCAACAGUUGCUGUAUAUGAUGUUCAACAUGCAACGGAUUAUGAUGGAGGUGGUUUGGUUGCAAUGCAUAAGCCUAUAUUUGUUAUCGACAAGCAACAUGAACAUGGGCAUAAAUAUGCUGUAUCCUCAGCCAUAUGGUAUCCCAUUGACACAGGGUUGUUCAUCACAGGUUCAUAUGAUCAUCACAUUAAUGUUUGGGAUACUAAUACUACACAGGUUGUAAUGAAUUUUAAAAUGCCCGGAAAGGUUUACAGGACUGCUAUGUCUCCAGUGUCAGCAUCCCACAUGCUAAUUGCUGCUGGAACUGAAGAUGUUCAAGUGCGCCUUUGUGAUGUUGCUUCAGGGGCAUUUGUUCACACAUUGUCUGGUCAUCGUGAUGGUGUAAUGUCAGUAGAGUGGUCUACUUCUAGUGAGUGGGUUGUGGUGACUGGAGGAUGCGAUGGUGCAAUACGUUUUUGGGACAUUAGGCGUGCUGGGUGUUUUCGUGUUCUAAAUCAAUCCCACACUCAGCUGGGAAGACGUCCACCACUUCUACAACGUGCCGCUAUGAGCAAAGUUUCAACGCCAAAAUCCUUGUCAGCAGGCCAGAGCUUAUUCAUGAAAGCCCGUGCACCUCCACGAAAAAUGGUUCAUGGGAAUGGUUCAAAGCAGCAUGCUGUUGGUAAAACCCCCAGUCAACCCAAAAGUUCUGCAAAGCAUAGAAUGCAUCCAGGGUUGUUGUCUAGUCUGGAUCGCUCCACAGCUCAUUAUGGAGCUGUUAUUGGAUUAAAAGUGACUGAAGAUGGCAUGUAUCUUUUUAGUGCAGGUUCUGAUUCAAGGUUACGGUUGUGGGACAUUGAAUCUGGCUGCAACACACUGGUGAACUUUGAAACUGUUCGUCUACAAACUGGCAAGGGAAUCCAACUAGCAACUACUCAAGAUCCUGCCCUUGUUUUUGUACCUUGCAUGAGUUCUGUGAAAGUAUUUGAUGUAUGGUCAGGCGAGACUGUUGGGGCAUUUCGUGGUCACUAUGAAUAUGUGAAUUGUUGCUCUUACAACUCCCAGGACCAGGAAUUAUACACUGCUGGUAAUGACAGGAAAAUUCUCGUCUGGUCUCCAUCCAAAUUCAGUUCUGAUGAAUUGGAAAAGAAGACAAAAAUAGGUCAUGCUUCUGCAAUGGAUGAGGAUAACUGGAGCGAUUGAGAUUUAGGAUUGCAGCCGCCUUCCAGGCCAUCUGCAAUCUGCAUGUUUGAUAAUGUACAUAGAUUUUCCAUCUUUUGAUAGUGCUGUUUGUUUGUUACCCUUUUUCUUUUCCCUUGAAUUUAAUGCUUUUUGAUUUAGGUUGCUAGCUUUUCCUUGAAAGGGACGUUGUAUUUAUUUCCAGUGAUUAUUAGAUAUCUACUGAAAGAAACAAGUCGUCCAUGUUAACGAAGUUUCUUUAAUAAUAUUAGGUAUAAAGCACGGGGAUAUGCUUAGAAAGGUACAGGUAAUAUAGGUUUUUAGAAAAACAGAAUAUUUGUUAUUGUAACUUUAGAUGGAUCUCUUGUGCUCUAUCAAACAGAUGAAUGUUGAAUGUA